Silurus meridionalis is the source of this 908-nucleotide messenger RNA. RefSeq names its product NPC intracellular cholesterol transporter 2-like. Gene Ontology annotation, biological process: cholesterol efflux; intracellular cholesterol transport. Bases 118 to 615 code for a protein of 165 amino acids. Gene Ontology annotation, molecular function: cholesterol binding. The record is from RefSeq and is a predicted model, not a curated record. The transcript is spliced from 5 exons. Lineage: Eukaryota; Metazoa; Chordata; Actinopteri; Siluriformes; Siluridae.
GUUAUUGGCUGACAGAUCUGUCAAUCUAAUCUCGAGCCAGAACACGUCACGAGCGUGUGGGUUGGGCAUAAAAGAGCUCGGUGCAGUCUUGUGAUUUAGGGAGUUGGGAGAGAGUGGAUGUGUAGGAAGGCGCGUGCUGGUAGUAAAGGACUCACCUGGACAAUGGAUUUCCGUGUUGUGUGUGUCUUCUGUCUCGCGCUGCUGCUGGGGCUCUCCCACUCUGAACAGGUGAAGUUUGCAGACUGCGGCUCAACUGUUGGAGCUGUGACGAUGGUGGAGGUUACUCCCUGCCCAAAUCAGCCAUGCCAGCUUCACAAAGGACAGUCCUACGCUGUGAACGUGACCUUCAACAGCUUGGUUGACAGUCAGACAAGCAAAGCAGUGGUCCAUGGUGUGAUUGCUGGAGUCCCUGUCCCCUUUUCAAUCCCCAUUGAUGACGGCUGCAAGUCUGGAAUCCAGUGCCCUAUUCAGGCACAAAAAUCCUACAGUUAUGUCAACCAGCUUCCUGUAAAACCAGAGUAUCCAUCAAUAAGACUGGUUGUGGAGUGGGAACUUCGAGACGACUCCAGUAAAGAUUUGUUCUGUAUCAAGUUCCCUGUCCAGAUUGUCGCCUGAUGGUCAACUCCAGCAAAGUAAAACCUCAAGUGGGAUAUUAUGGGGUUUAUUUUAAAAAAAGGAACUUUAAUUUUAGAAAUGAGAAUCUUUUUACAAUGUUUGUUUUUCCUAAUUAUUAAUUAACUCAUUUUAGUAAUACUCUAUCAUCUCAGUAAUUGUAAGAAUGUUUUAAGUGAUUGAUGCUGCUCUGGUUACCCAGCGUAAUCCCAAUUUUCUAUCUAAAUAUGAAUUUUUUUAAUAUUGAACUUUAAUCCAAUAUAAAUCUGUCUGAAAUAAAGAACUUUUUAAACUAA